UGCAGAAACGGAUCAAACGCAAACUGUAUAGGUGUGAACCUAGCAUCAGACAUAUUUAACCCUUUGGGACAGGGGCGGACAGACCAUUUGGAAACUUGGGCACUGCCUGAGGGCCCGGGGUCAGUAGGGGGCAGGGGCGGACUGACCAUUUGGAAACUCGGGCACUGCCCGAGGGCCCGGGGUCAGUAGGGGGCCCCAUGAGAUGCCCCUGGUACCUUUUUCAUAGGCUUUUUUGAGUUUGGGCAAGGACACAGGGACCCCAUGAUCCCCUAUUGCCCGGGGGCCCCAUGAGUUGUCAGUCCGCCCCUGUAUUAUCACUGAUCA
Messenger RNA from Staurois parvus, 324 nucleotides. NCBI's taxonomy places the organism in Eukaryota, Metazoa, Chordata, Amphibia, Anura, Ranidae. The record is from the annotation of a GenBank genome assembly.